UAUAAAUUAAAGAUCUCAUCAAAUAUCUAUACUUCUUUGGUGAGUUGGAUUUUACUCUAUUAAUAGCAUGGCUACUAGGACAGAAGACAUUAAUAAUAGCCCGGAACAGAAAAAAAACUUAAACAAAAAUAAAGAGCCAGAAGGUGGGAUACUACAGCAAGUGCUCACACAUGGAGUGUUGGACAGCCUCUCUGCAUUAUCAAUCACAAGGAGUGUUGGCUCUUGGAUUGGCUGGGGGAUCUUCCUUGCGCUCAUUAUGGUGUCGGUUUGCUGCAUACUGAUAGCUUUACAGACCUACGGCUUUAUACCGAAGUACACAGAAGAAACCAUUCUCAAGGAACGCCUAGACGAGAAAAUUAAAGCUCUAGGCACAUGUACCACGGAGAAUCACAAUCUAAACGAGAAAUUGCAAGCACAAAAUUUGCUCCCACAAAUCAAUACGGCAUUCUGCCAACCUAUGUUAGAACAGAGCGAUGCCAAUCGAAAGUACUCGGAUAAUGAACGCACGAGGAAGGACACUGAGAUAGCGGAGUGCAAGACUGAAAAAAAGGAGCUACAGGAAAAGAUUGACAAGUUGAAGGAUGAGAAGAUGGCACUGCAAGGAGUGGUGAUGCAGACGGAGGCCAAGCUAAGUGCUCUGAUUGUGCAGAGUGAACAAGAUGGAGGCAAGUGUGACGGCUGGCUGUGCAGUGGUGUCAAGGUGCUGUAUGAUGUAGUCAAGGAUAUCACGACAGAUGGAAAACAGAAGAGCCAAUAAACUGAACUGUAUAUAUAGUGCUGUGAACCUUGUGUAUUGUGAACCUUGUGUGUGCAAUGUGCUUUGAUGCGGUUAAUUGGGCAUGUGC
This is a messenger RNA of Halichondria panicea, 845 nucleotides long. RefSeq lists its product as uncharacterized. The transcript is spliced from 2 exons. Bases 68 to 757 code for a protein of 229 amino acids. Lineage: Eukaryota; Metazoa; Porifera; Demospongiae; Suberitida; Halichondriidae. The record is from RefSeq and is a predicted model, not a curated record.